AACUGUCGGAUGGGCAAUUCACGAUUAAAGAAUUUAGUCUUGAAUCCGCCGGUAGUUUAAAGUUAAAAAAUAGUUACUAAUUUUUUUAUUUUGUGAUUUUUAUCUUUCUAUAUGAAAAUAGCAGUUUUAAUAUGUUAAUUCACUCUAAAUUAUUUAAACACAAAAUUAGCUUAUACUUGUGGUAGGGUUUGUCAUCAUGCUUCACUAGUUAAGCUUCUAUAGUUCCAACCACCACCCUCAAGACUAGGAUGAAAUUUUGACGCAAUAUUGAAAUGGCACCUUCCCUUGAUGUGAAAUAGAUAUACAUUUUUUCUUUUCUAGUACUUAACUUGUCUCCUUAUUACACUUAUCAUGCUCUCUCUCUCUCUCUAUAUCCCCUGUUUUUCGAAUCAUCCUUUGAUUCUUUCCAUUCUAUAUCCUCCGCAUUAGCCUAGAUCAUCCUCGCCUUUCUCUCAUCAAUACAUACACGCACAUAUAUAUACAUAUAUGCUCAAAUCACUAGCUACUCUCACGAAUUAAUAUAUACAAUGCAUUCUUCAAUGACAAUAACCCUACUUGUCACCCUAAUGGUCUUCCUCAUCCCACCAGCCACCUCCACUUCUCGGCACUCCCUCGACCACCGCCGCCCCGACGCCAAAACCGGGUUCGAGGUGACGCUGAAACACGUGGAUUCCGGCGGGAACUUCACCAAGCUGGAGCUCCUCCAGCGCCGGAUGAAGCGGGGGAGGAAGAGGAUGGAGCGCCUCUACGCAAUGGCCCUCGCCGCAUCCGACCCCAGCGUCUCCGCCCCGAUCCACCCCGGCAACGGCGAGUUUCUCAUGGACAUAUCCAUCGGCACGCCGCCGGCGUCCUACUCCGCCAUACUAGACACCGGCAGCGACCUCAUCUGGACCCAAUGCAAACCCUGCAAGCAAUGCUUCUCCUCUCCAAACCCUAUCUUCGACCCCAAAAAGUCCUCCUCCUUCGCCAACCUCCCUUGCUCCAGCGACCUCUGCGCCGCGCUGCCCCUCUCCUCCUGCGGCAGCGCCUCCGCCUGCGAGUAUUUAUACACCUACGGCGACUACUCGUCGACGCAGGGGGUCAUGGCCACGGAGACCUUCACCUUCGGGAAGGUCUCCGUCCCCAAAGUCGGGUUCGGGUGCGGGCUCGACAACGAGGGGGGCGGGUUCAACCAGGGGGGCGGCCUCGUCGGGCUGGGCCGCGGCCCGCUCUCGCUCGUCUCCCAGCUCGACGAGCCCAAAUUCUCCUACUGCCUAACGUCGAUCGACUCGACGAAAACGAGCACGCUCUUGAUGGGCUCGCUCGCAAACCUCGACGCCACCAAGGAAACUAUCAUGACCACUCCAUUGAUCAAGAAUCCAUCAUCGCCUUCUUUCUACUAUCUUUCCUUGCAAGGGAUCUCGGUGGGUGAAACGAAGCUUCCCAUCAAGAAAUCGGCAUUCGAGAUCAAGGGCGACGGCAGCGGCGGCAUGAUCAUCGACUCCGGCACGACGAUAACUUAUCUAGAGGAGAGCGCGUUCGAUCUGGUGAAGAAGGAGUUUACGAAGCAGGUGCAGCUGGCGGUGGAUGAGUCGAACGAGACGGGGCUUGAUCUGUGCUUCAAGGUGCCGUCGGGGGCGGAGAAUGUGGAGGUGCCGAAGCUGGUGUUCCAUUUCGAGGGGGCGGAUUUGGAUCUGCCGGGGGAGAACUACAUAAUCGGCGAUCCGAGCGGGGUGGCAUGCCUGGCGAUGGGGGGGUCGAGUGGGAUGUCCAUAUUUGGAAAUGUGCAGCAGCAGAAUAUGCUAGUGGUUCAUGAUCUUGUCAAGGAGGCUAUUUCGUUUGUGCCCAAACAGUGUGAUGAUUUGUGAUUGUUUAAUUUUCAUUUUUAUGGUGUACCAAAAUUUGUUGUGUAUUUUACACGUGACAUUCGCUUAUGGAUGGAGGCAGGGUAAAGAAAGCAUCCCUUCUUUCGUGUUGAUGUUGUUUGUGUGUGUGCGAAAGAGAGGGAGAAUUUGAUUUUCAUGAACUUGGAUAUAUAUUGGCCCUUUUCGAAUCUA
Molecule: messenger RNA, 2036 nt
Organism: Salvia miltiorrhiza (redroot sage)
Lineage: Eukaryota; Viridiplantae; Streptophyta; Magnoliopsida; Lamiales; Lamiaceae
Product: aspartic proteinase nepenthesin-1
Exons: 1
Coding region: 528-1847 (439 amino acids)
Biological process (GO): proteolysis
Cellular component (GO): extracellular region
Molecular function (GO): aspartic-type endopeptidase activity
Source: RefSeq, a predicted model, not a curated record